Molecule: messenger RNA, 1334 nt
Organism: Erpetoichthys calabaricus (reedfish)
Lineage: Eukaryota; Metazoa; Chordata; Cladistia; Polypteriformes; Polypteridae
Gene: spmap2
Product: theg spermatid protein
Exons: 7
Coding region: 182-916 (244 amino acids)
Biological process (GO): spermatogenesis
Source: RefSeq, a predicted model, not a curated record
AACCAGGUGAGGGACCUGAGCAAACACAGCACGAGGAGCAGACCUCAGGGUGCAAUGCGUCUGACCCGCACACCGAACUGCCGGCUGUCAAGCAUGCAGGAGUAAAGGCAGCGCAAGGUCUUGGAGCGGCUGAGAAGAGCUCGUGUGGAUUUCUCUUCCGGCACGAAAAGGUCAAUGUGCAAUGGCUACUACUAGAAUUGAUCUCUUGGCAAAGCCAAAGAAGAAUUUCCAGGAGAACCUCCCCAGGGCAUCGGUAUACUGGCUGGAUGAACCUCCACAACAGCCUGAUUCCAAUGGGUGUUACGUUUUGAGCCCCAGGCUGGCACGGCUGAGUCAUUCCAGAGAGCUGAACAGGAGCUUCAAAAGUGACAGACCCUCUCCCAUAUGGGUGGUCAGCGAAUCUGCAUUGAAAGCUGUGGCUAGUAACCGAGUGAUUCAACUUGCCGAGGCUAAGCCUCCUAGUAGAGAAUGGUUACCCGACCGGUCUGUCUAUUCUGAGGUGAGUGAGCAAGCAAAGCACUCGGUGCCCAGCGCACGAGUCCGGCAGCUGGCACAGCCAAAGAUGAGGAAAGACACGGAACAGCAGUCAACCCAAACAGAUGGCAGCAGCUUCAUCUCAGAGGCAACUUUAAAGGCAGUGGCUUCACCACGGGUUGAAGUUUUAGCAAAUCCAAAGGAAGAACACCACUCUUUUCACCAUGACCGACAUGUGAUCUGGAAAGUGCCUGAAGCUUCACAGUGCUUAGCAGUUACUGAGCACACCCUCAAACUCGCCACUCCUAAAGUCCGAAGAGCUUUGUUUGAAGGAUACGAUCCAUACCACGUAUCUGAGGCUGCUAAGCAGGCCACUGCCUCGGCCAGGGUCACAGAACUUAGCACCCCAUUGCCACGGAAGACACGACCCAAGAAAGUCUAGGAGGAACAGAAAGUUUAGACCAGGGGUGUCAAACUCCAGUCCUGGAGGGCCGCAGUGGCUGCAGGUUUUCAUUCUAACCAUCUUUUUCAUUAGUGACCAGUUUUUGCUGCUAAUUAACUUAUUUUGCUUUAGUUUUAAUUAACUUGACUCAGGCCUCUUAGUUGUUUCAUUUUCCUUAAUUAGCAGCCAGACAAUAAUGAGACACAAAACGAGCCGCCACAUGAGCAGCUAACCACAUUAUAUGAACAUAAAGAGAGGUGAAGGUCUCAGUAAGGUUGAUCUCUCAGGUCACCAAAACAAUGUGAGGGUGUUCUUUAGAAAAAACAUAAAAUCAACAGUUUUGGAAAUGUCUGCUGUGGCAAAAUUAGAGCAGCAACAAGCCAUGGAAUUAAAUAACGGGUUUAAUUAGCAGCAAGAA